CGGCCGUUGCAGCCGAGUCCUUCGGGAAGUGCUUCCGGUUCGCGGAGGGCCCUGACUGCCGGGGUCUGGUUUUCGGGGAGGUCGCUCAGGAGCGAGGAUUGUUUUCAACAUAUGUUACAACUAUGGCUGUGUCUCUCAUUAUAAAAUGGGGUGGGCAGGAAUUUUUAAUAACCACCUUGUCAGAAGAGGACACGGUGUUGGAUCUCAAGCAGUCACUCAAAGGACUCACAGGAGUGCUACCAGAACGCCAAAAACUUCUGGGACUUAAAGUAAAAGGCAAGCCAGCAGAAAAUGAUGUGAAGCUUGGAUCAUUAAAAUUGAAACCAAAUACGAAAAUCAUGAUGAUGGGGACUCGUGAGGAAAGCUUGGAAGAUGUCCUUGGGCCACCUCCUGAUAAUGAAGAUGUAGUCAAUGAUUUUGAUAUUGAAGAGGAAGUUGUUGAAGUAGAAAAUCGGGAGGAGAACCUGCUAAAAAUCUCCCGCAGAGUUAAGGAGUACAAAGUAGAAAUACUGAAUCCUCCACGAGAAGGGAAGAAAUUGUUGGUCCUCGAUGUUGAUUACACAUUGUUUGGUAA
Python bivittatus (Burmese python) is the source of this 574-nucleotide messenger RNA. The record is from RefSeq and is a predicted model, not a curated record. NCBI's taxonomy places the organism in Eukaryota, Metazoa, Chordata, Lepidosauria, Squamata, Pythonidae.